GACGUCACAGCACCUUCAGGAACAGCAGUCGGUGGGCCCGUGGUGUCCGCAUUGUGGUUGAUGAGUUUCUCUCUGGUUUUCAUGGAGAAGGUGACUCCGUGUUGGUGAAACCUGAGCUGAACUUUGAAGUGUUUGCUUUGAGAAGCUGCGGGUUCAAACAUCAUGUCCGCCUCCGCUAUAUUUGUGUUGGACCUGAAGGGGAAGGUGCUGAUUUGCCGGAAUUACAAAGGCGAUGUGGACAUGGCAGAGAUCGACCACUUCAUGCCUUUACUCAUGCAGCAUGAAGAGGAGGGACUUCUCUGCCCUGUAAUAUCUCAUGGCAACGUUCACUUCAUGUGGAUCAAACACAGCAACCUCUACCUUGUGGCCAUGACAAACAAGAACUCCAACGCCUCCCUCGUCUACUCAUUUCUCUACAAACUAGUCGAGGUGUUCACAGAAUACUUCAAAGAGCUGGAGGAAGAGAGCAUUCAGGAUAAUUUUGUGGUCGUCUAUGAGCUGCUGGAUGAGCUGAUGGACUUUGGAUUCCCUCAGACGACCGACAGCAAGAUCCUUCAGGAAUACAUUACUCAGGAAGGUGCCAAGCUCGAGGUGGCAAAGACCAAGGUGCCGACCACCGUCACCAACGCUGUCUCCUGGCGGUCGGAGGGCAUCAAAUACAAAAAGAACGAGGUCUUCAUUGAUGUCAUCGAGUCCAUUAACGUACUGGUGAAUGCUAACGGCAGUGUGAUGAGCAGCGACAUCGUGGGUAGCAUCAAGCUGAAAACCAUGUUGUCUGGGAUGCCUGAGCUGCGGCUGGGCCUCAAUGAUCGAGUGCUUUUUGCCCUCACAGGACGUGACAAGGGGAAGACGGUGGUGAUGGAGGAUGUGAAGUUCCAUCAGUGUGUCCGGCUGUCACGUUUUGAGAACGAUCGUACGAUCUCCUUCAUUCCUCCAGACGGGGAGUCCGAACUCAUGUCCUACCGCAUCAACACUCAUGUAAAACCUCUGAUUUGGAUUGAAUCCAUCAUCGAGAAAUUCUCUCACAGUAGAGUGGAGAUCAUGGUUAAGGCAAAAGGACAGUUUAAGAAACAGUCUGUGGCAAAUAAUGUGGAGGUGAGGGUCCCUGUUCCCAGUGAUGCCGACUCACCAAAGUUCAAAACCAGCACGGGCAACGCGAAAUAUGUGCCUGAGAAGAACCUGGUGGUGUGGACCAUCAAGUCUUUCCCUGGAGGGAAAGAGUUUCUCAUGAGAGCCCACUUUGGUUUGCCCAGUGUGGAGAAUGAUGAGUUGGAGGGUAAACCUCCAAUUACUGUCAAAUUUGAAAUCCCAUACUUCACAGUCUCAGGAAUACAGGUGCGGUAUAUGAAGAUCAUAGAAAAAAGUGGUUACCAGGCUUUACCCUGGGUCCGCUACAUCACACAGAGUGGAGAUUACCAGCUGAGGACCAAUGUGUAGAGCCUGAGGGGAUGUUUUACUAUGUAUUCCUCAUGUCCAGGACUUCCAGAGGAGCAUUAAUGAUCACUUUCACUAGACUGAACGAAUGUCUUUAAAAUUUCACCUGCAAUGUCAAUGAUUUUGUUUUAUGAAAAACCUGUGUGAAACUUGACUUUAAUGUUUCUAUUGUGUGCAAAUUAUUUAAAUGCUUAAUCAUAAUAUUCCCUAAAUAAAAUUUGUCCUCAGUAA
Messenger RNA from Amphiprion ocellaris (clown anemonefish), 1665 nucleotides. RefSeq names its product adaptor related protein complex 1 subunit mu 2 (gene ap1m2). Gene Ontology annotation, biological process: vesicle-mediated transport; intracellular protein transport. NCBI's taxonomy places the organism in Eukaryota, Metazoa, Chordata, Actinopteri, Pomacentridae. The coding region runs from base 163 to 1437 and encodes 424 amino acids. Gene Ontology annotation, cellular component: clathrin adaptor complex; clathrin-coated vesicle. The transcript is spliced from 12 exons. Gene Ontology annotation, molecular function: clathrin-cargo adaptor activity. The record is from RefSeq and is a predicted model, not a curated record.